Molecule: messenger RNA, 1602 nt
Organism: Morchella importuna
Lineage: Eukaryota; Fungi; Ascomycota; Pezizomycetes; Pezizales; Morchellaceae
Exons: 6
Coding region: 1-1602 (533 amino acids)
Biological process (GO): transmembrane transport; carbohydrate transport
Cellular component (GO): membrane
Molecular function (GO): carbohydrate:proton symporter activity
Source: RefSeq, a predicted model, not a curated record
AUGUCAGAUACCUCCUAUCACAACGAGAAGGAGGCAGCCACGCAAAAGGUCGUGGUUGUCGAGAAUGUCGCCUACGCAGACGCACUUCUCAAGGCCCCCGUCAAGCCAUGGUCGAAGCGUAUGAUCCAGAUGUAUGGACUGUGUCUUCUAGCAACACUCAAUGCAUGCAUCAACGGUUACGAUGGUUCCCUAAUGGGGUCUAUCAAUGCGAUGAAACCGUACCAGAAACAAUUUGGGAUGACUACAACGGGAGAGUCGACAGGUUUUGUGUUUGCAAUCUACACUGUUGGAAAUCUUUGCGGUAGUUUUGUUGCGGGUCCUCUUACUGACACCUGGGGUCGUCGGUGGGGAAUGUUCGCUGGAGCUUUGUUCAUUAUCAUUGGUACAUGUAUUCAGGCACCUUCACAGUCUAUGCCACAGUUCAAGGGAGGGCGUUUCGUUCUUGGUUUCGGAGUAGCUAUGAGUGCUACUGCCGGACCUAGUUACGUUGCUGAGAUUGCCCAUCCCAAGUACCGCGGUAUCCUCACUGGUAUCUUCAACAGUUUCUGGUUCAUUGGAUCUAUCCCCGCAUCAUGGAUCUCUUACGGGACUAACCUUCACUACCCGACCCACAACAACUCCUGGAGGAUCCCAUUGUGGCUCCAGAUGUCCUUCUCUGGAAUUGUUCUCGUCGGUUCUCUCCUCGUUCCUGAGACCCCACGUUGGCUCAUGGCCAACGACCGCCACGAAGAAGCCCUCGCGGUCAUGGCAAAGUACCAUGGUGAAGAUGACCCGCAGAACCCGAUUGUGCAGCUCAGUUACCGCGAGAUGCAGGAGCAGAUCUCUAAGACCGGUUCAGAUAAGAGAUGGUGGGAUUACAGCGAAUUGGUUUCGACCAAAUCAGCCAGAUGGAGAUUGACUAUGGUUGUAUCCAUGAGUUUCUUUGGUCAAUGGUCAGGAAACGCUGCUAUCAGUUACUUUUUGCCAGUAAUGUUGGAGCAGGCUGGUAUCGAUGAUGUGAACACACAACUCAUGCUUACGGGGGUUAUCGCUGUCAUUUCCUUCAUUGGUGCCAUUAUUGGAUCCACUCUGGUCGACCGCGUUGGACGUAGAAAGAUGUUGCUCACCACCUCCUGUCUGUUCGUCAUGUGGUUUGCCAUCAUCACCGGUCUCUCCGCCAAGUUCGCCGGAACUGAUAACAAAGCCGCCUCAAACGCUACCAUUGCCAUGAUCUAUAUGUUUGGAUUCACCUUCAGUGUCGGGUUCACACCCUUCCAGGCGCUCUACCCCGUCGAGUGUCUUACUUUCGAGACCAGAGCUAAGGGUAUGGCCGUGUACAACUUCUGGGUCAACAUUGCGAGUUUCUUCAAUCAGUAUGCUACGCCAGUUGGGCUUGGUGAUGUUAAAUGGAGGUUCUACUUCCUCUACAUUGCCUGGGACGCGUUCCAAGCCCUCUUCAUCUACCUUUUCUAUGUUGAGACAAAGGACCGCACUCUAGAGGAGCUUAACGAGAUCUUUAACGCUCCAUUCCCGAAGGCGGCGAGUUUGAAGAAGACCGUUGUUGCGGUUGAAGGAACGCACGGCAUUACUAAUAUCAUUGAGGAGAUUGAGACGAAGGUUUAG